AUGUUUUUCGACUUGAAUGUCCCGUACACUCCAGAUGACUCAGAAGCGCUCAAUACGUUGAACUUUCUUUCUGAACUUGGCUACACUACCGUUGCCCUGUCUCAGACGGUUACAGGCAAGCUUCCUCCGAACCUGGCUCCGCCUCCACCGCCGCCAAAUGCUCCGAAGUCCUUACAACUACUCACGCGUCUCAACCUUACACUUUCCGACACCGCGCAGAAUCAACGACUGAACAGCUUGACACAAGCUUACGACAUUGUGGCUCUGCGUCCAACAAAUGAGAAGACCCUUCUCAAUGCCUGUACCACUCUUGAAUGUGACUUAAUCUCACUCGAUCUUUCAACACGACUACCAUUCCACUUCAAGUUCAAAAUGCUGUCGGCUGCCAUUUCCCGUGGUGUUCGAUUGGAGAUUUGCUACGGUCCUGGAGUAACAGGAAGUGGGCUUGAUGCUCGCCGAAAUUUGAUCGGGAAUGCAAUGUCGCUUAUUAGAGCUACACGCGGUGGUCGGGGGAUCAUUGUGUCAAGCGAGGCCCGUCGCGCCCUGAAUUUGCGGGCACCAUGGGAUGUGAUCAACCUGACGUGUGUCUGGGGCUUGUCGCAAGAGCGCGGAAAAGAGGCAAUCUGUGAAGAAGCCAGGAAAGUUACAGCGUUGGCGAAGCUCAAGCGUACGAGCUGGCGUGGCAUUGUCGACAUUGUCCAUGGCGGAGAGAAAGCGGUAUUGGACAAGGCAAACUCAAAGUCAAAGGCCGAAAAGAUGGCCAAACUCAGUACCGAACAUGACCUUUCCACAGAAACAUUGAAGAGGAAAGCAUCGGCGGGCUCGGAGGCUGCGGUCGAGCCCGAGAAGCCAUUGUCCAAGCGAGAGAUGAAACGUCGAGCGAAAAAAGCUCGACUCGAGCCAGAAGCGGCAGAUGCAAGCUGA
Messenger RNA from Penicillium oxalicum, 924 nucleotides. RefSeq names its product ribonuclease P subunit p30 family protein. Gene Ontology annotation, biological process: tRNA processing. The transcript has 2 exons. The record is from RefSeq and is a predicted model, not a curated record. The coding region runs from base 1 to 924 and encodes 307 amino acids. Gene Ontology annotation, cellular component: nucleolar ribonuclease P complex. Gene Ontology annotation, molecular function: RNA binding. NCBI's taxonomy places the organism in Eukaryota, Fungi, Ascomycota, Eurotiomycetes, Eurotiales, Aspergillaceae.